Myotis brandtii (Brandt's bat) is the source of this 1419-nucleotide messenger RNA. It is a transcript of the gene LACTB2, whose product is annotated as lactamase, beta 2. Lineage: Eukaryota; Metazoa; Chordata; Mammalia; Chiroptera; Vespertilionidae. Gene Ontology annotation, cellular component: mitochondrial matrix. The record is from RefSeq and is a predicted model, not a curated record. The transcript is spliced from 7 exons. Gene Ontology annotation, molecular function: single-stranded RNA binding; RNA endonuclease activity. The coding region runs from base 77 to 943 and encodes 288 amino acids.
CUGGCUCCGGCCUGUUUGCAGGUUCCGUGCUCCGGUCGCACUGUAAGCUGCGUGCCCACGGGUGGCUUAAGCGGAGAUGGCAGCCACUCUGCAGCGCAUGGAGCGGCUGUCCAGUCGGGUGGUGCGCGUCCUGGGCUGUAACCCGGGCCCCAUGACCCUGCAGGGCACCAACACCUACCUGGUAGGGACCGGCCCCAGGAGAAUCCUCAUUGACACUGGAGAACCAGCAAUUCCAGAAUAUAUCAUCUGUUUAAAGCAAGCUCUGAACGAAUUUAACACAGCAAUCCAGGAAAUCAUUGUGACUCACUGGCAUCGUGAUCAUACUGGAGGCAUAGGAGAUAUUUGUAAAAACAUUGAUAAUGACACUCCAUAUUGCAUUAAAAAACUCCCACGGAAUCCUCAGAGAGAAGAAAUUAUAGGAGAUGGAGAGCAACAAUAUAUUUAUCUAAAAGAUGGAGAUUUGGUUAAGACUGAGGGUGCCACUCUAAGAGUUAUAUACACACCUGGCCACACUGAUGAUCAUAUGGCUCUACUUUUAGAGGAGGAAAAUGCUCUCUUUUCUGGAGAUUGCAUCCUAGGGGAAGGAACAACUGUAUUUGAAGACCUCUAUGAUUAUAUGAACUCCCUAAAAAAGUUACUGAAAAUCAAAGCUGGUAUUAUAUAUCCAGGACACGGCCCUGUAAUCCAUAAUGCUGAAGCUAAAAUUCAACAAUACAUUUCUCACAGAAAUACUCGAGAACAGCAGAUUCUUCAAGUAUUUCAUGAAAAUUCUGAUAAAUCAUUUACAGUAAUGGAGCUUGUAAAAAUUAUUUACAAGAAUACUCCUGAGAAUUUACAUAUCGUGGCUGAACGUAAUCUCUUGCUUCAUUUGAAAAAAUUAGAAAAAGAUGGAAUGAUAUUUAGCAACAUGGAUCCUGACAAGAAAUGGAAAGCUCAUCUUUAGUUUCAUAUUAGUGAAAGUUCUGUUGUUUUGUUUUUAGAGAAUGGUAUGUUUUCUUAACUAUUAAUUAUUUAUGGAGAUUAUAGAGUAUAUAACAUUUAAAAUAACUCUGGAUAUACUUUAAAAUAAUGUCGUUUUCAAAUAUAUAAAUUAUACUUUACAUCUAUGAUAUAAAAUAUUUAUCUAACCUAGAUCAUGUAACAUUUUACCAAAUAUUCAGGAACCAAGAGUUAUCCACUUACAAUUGAUUAAGUAAAAUGAUUACUUUAAAAAUAAUAAAACUUAUAUAAUUUAAACUGGAUAUUAUUCUUAGAGAUUGGUUACCUAUUACCAGUGGCCAGUGGUACUGUGUUCUCUAGCUGCCUUAGUAAUUUCUAUGUAACCCUUCCUUUUCUGCAACCCUUGUCUAUAUCUUCAGAUGAUAGGUUUGUUUUCAUGUUUCUAUCGAUUAUAUCAUGAUUAUGUAUUCUGUAGCCCUU